AUGGCACCGAGCGUGCGCGCGCGGCGCCCCGCUUCACCACCGCCUGGCCUUCCCCACUCAGUACCCGCACAGCGUUUCCCCGCACCUAAUAAAAACCAUCUUGACGCAGAUGAGCGUCGUGCAGCAGCGUCUCGCGGAUAUGGGCCCUCUCGAAAACCUUCCUUACCGCCGGGAGGCUUUGACAUCACUUCGGGGGAGUGGAAGCUGCUUGCUGUUGUUCUAGUGAUCGCGUCUGCUGUGCGUCUAUUCCGGAUAUCUAGGCCGGACAGCGUGGUGUUCGACGAGGUCCAUUUUGGAAAGUUCGCAGCGAGAUACCUGAAGACGCGGUAUUUCGUGGACGUGCACCCGCCAUUAGCCAAACUGCUCAUAACCCUGGCAGCAUUUGUGUUCGGAUUCGAUGGAGACUUUGACUUCAAAGAUAUUGGCAAAGUCUAUGAACGCACUCCGUACGUAGCAAUGCGUAUGGUCCCCGCCAUUCUGGGCAUUGCUACCAUCCCCCUCUCAUAUAUCACCCUGCGAGGCCUCGACUGUCGCGCAACAACCGCGCUUUUGGCGUCGUUGCUCAUCACAUUCGAGAACGGCAUGAUCACACAGUCACGACACAUCCUUCUGGAUUCUCCUCUAAUUUUCUUCACUGCUCUGACCGUAUUCACAUGGACGGGCUUCUGCAACGAGGAUAAACACAAGCCCUUCACAGAGCGUUGGUGGGUAUGGCUCGUACUCACAGGACUUUCGCUGGGCGCUGUUGUCAGCAGCAAGUGGGUAGGGUUGUUCACGAUUGCGACUGUCGGCCUCGGCACCCUGAAGCAACUAUGGACGCUUCUCGGAGACGUACGCGUGCCCCCAAAGCUCUUUAUCAAGCACUUUUGGACCCGAGCUGUGUGCCUCAUCCUCAUCCCAGUCCUGUUCUACAUGGCCAUGUUCGAAAUACAUUUUUUGAUCUUGGAAAAUUCGGGCGAGGGCGAUGGGUUCAUGAGUGCCGAGUUCCAACAUACAUUGGGCGGACACAGCAUGGAAGACACUUACGCAGAUGUCGCUAUUGGCUCUCAGAUCACGUUGCGCCAUGUGAACACACAAGGCGGUUAUCUCCACUCGCAUGCACACAACUACCCCGGCGGAAGUCAACAACAACAAGUUACCCUUUACCCCCAUCGAGACCAAAACAACGACUGGCGCAUCGCCAAUGCGACCCAGGAAGGCAUUCCAUGGAAGGACUGGGAAUCGCUUGACCACCUGCACUACAUCGAAAACGGCGCCCGCGUCAAGCUUCGCCAUCUUUCGACUGAGAAGAGUCUCCACUCGCACGACUUUCGUCCCCCAGUCUCCGAGGUCGAUUUCCAGAACGAGGUCUCGACGUACGGUAUGCCUGAUUUUGCGGGGGACGCGAACGACGACUGGAUCGUGGAGAUCGAGAGAGGUGACAGGCGUGAUUCCCAGUCGUCCAAGCGCCUUCGGACUCUGCGCACGGUGUUCCGGCUUCGCCAUGCAUUGACUGGGUGCUAUCUCUUCUCGCACAAGGUCAAGCUUCCCACGUGGGGUUUCGAGCAACAGGAGGUGACUUGCAACAAGAACGCCGUCAAAGCCAACUCUUUGUGGAUCGUCGAAACCAACAUACAUCCCCACCUACCUGAAAAUGCGCCGAAGGUCAACUACCGGUUGCCAAGCUUCUUGUCCAAGUUCUUAGAGCUGCAGAAGGUGAUGUGGCAGACCAACGCCGGCUUGACAGACCGUCACACUUUCGACUCGCGCCCAGACUCUUGGCCCCGCCUGCGUCGUGGUAUUAACUUUUGGGUAAAAGACCAUCGUCAAAUUUAUCUCAUCGGUAACCCCAUGAUAUGGUGGCUGAGUACAGCUGCUGUGCUUGCCUAUGUGGCCGUGCGUGGUCUGCUCAUCCUCCGGGCCAAACGCGGUUACAGAGAUUUUGAGAACACCAAAGUGGUCAAAUACGACACGCUCUGCGGAUUCCUUUUCGUCGGUUGGGGCCUACACUAUCUGCCCUUCUUCUUGAUGGGUCGUCAGCUCUUCCUUCACCACUAUUUCCCCGCCCUCUAUUUUGCCAUCCUCCUCUUCUGCGCCGUGUUCGAUUUCUUGACGUCCUUGUUGCGUCCCCGCGUUCGCCUGCAAAUCGCUGCCGCCUUGGUCCUCCUUGCGAUCUGGAACUUCUCUAUAUUCAGUCCUUUGGCCUAUGGAACUCCAUGGACCAAGGCGAAGUGCAACAAUGCGCGGUGGUUGAAGACUUGGGAUUUCAGCUGCAACGACUUCUACGAUGACUUAUCCCAUUAUAACGGCGUCAUCGCGCCUACGCCUCAGCAGUCGAAGAUGGGCGUUGCAACGAUCGGCGGAGAACCCGGCGGGCGCGGAGCGAUUGUCGUCGAGGACAACUUUGGGCAGGACAAUAAUGUCGUGCUACCCAAGGCCGAAGAGACCUUCGUCGAUGCAGCCAAAGCCGAGCCCGGACGUGACAUUUUCGCCAAGGGCGACAAGAAAGACAUCAAGAGCGAUGCCCAAGUGCCCGUGCAGGAGAACGACAUGAGGGAGAAGGAGGUCAGCUCCGUCGGGGUCGCUGAAUCGUCGAUCACGCCGGCUUCGGCUUCUGCUUCCGUGGCAGCGGCGGAGGAGAAAGUCGCGGAUAACGCCCCAGCAGUUCAGCACUCGACAGAAUCCAGCUUAUCGCCGGCCACGUCUGACGCGGAGGUCAAGGCUGCGUCGUCGUCGUCGUCGUCGUCACCAGGUGCUUCCGAGUCGCAGGCGAUCCCGGAACCGGUCCGCCAUAAACCAGAAGGGCCCAUGGGCGCGGAGGAGGCGGAAGCGGAGGAGGUGAGGAACGAGCUGUUCCCGGACGCGUGA
Molecule: messenger RNA, 2847 nt
Organism: Heterobasidion irregulare TC 32-1
Lineage: Eukaryota; Fungi; Basidiomycota; Agaricomycetes; Russulales; Bondarzewiaceae
Product: glycosyltransferase family 39 protein
Exons: 10
Coding region: 1-2847 (948 amino acids)
Biological process (GO): protein O-linked glycosylation via mannose
Cellular component (GO): endoplasmic reticulum; membrane
Molecular function (GO): dolichyl-phosphate-mannose-protein mannosyltransferase activity
Source: RefSeq, a predicted model, not a curated record